AUUCAAUAGGUAUAAGCAAUUAUGUAUUCAAUGACAUCACUCAUGAAAUGGUUUAUUAAAAAUUUCAGUAAAGAUGAUGGGGAAUUGAAGAUUUCUAUCCCACACUUUGAAUAAAAUCCUAUAAUCUGACUCCAAAUAUUGGAUCCAUCACGUGCAACCACUAUUUAUUCUGGACAAGAAGUCAAUUGAUACCCAUCCAUAAAAAAAGCCAAUGAGCAAUAACCCUCAAGUUUAGGCAGUCAACAAUGGAGGGCUCUUACGCUGAUGAAGUAAAGAGAAAAGCUUAGCAAAUGUCAAUCAUCAAAGGAAAAAGCAUAGCUAAAGUCAAUCAAUAAAGUAUAACUAGAUAAGCCUACGCCAGUCACAGCUAUAGCUUUUUAUUCAGUGUCUUCUUCUACUUUAUGAUCUUCUGCUUCUUCGUAUAUAUAUAUAUAUAUAUAUGCAUAUAAAAUAUCCAUCUUCUGAAAAUAAUUCUCGUCCCAUCGAUCAGUCUGUACAACAUGAAGAAAGCAGAAUUGGCGUUCGUACCUUUUCCAGUUACCAGCCACAUUACACCAGCUAUAGAUCUUGCAAAACUCCUUGUCAGACACCAUGAUCGUCUUUCCAUCACCAUCGUCCUCAUGAACCCCCCAUUUGCAAGCUCCAAAACCCGAGCCCAUCUCGAGUCUCUUGCUUCUAACUCCACCAUUAUAGAUCACCGGAUCACUUUAGUCCUUCUUCCACAUGAUUACACCAUUCCCGAAACUUCUGACGCCCACAUCAUCAACAGUACAUUCAUCCAAAACCAAAUAACCCACCUCAAACACUUCCUCACCAAUCAUAUAAACCAAUAUUCCGAACCAGGCCAUGACUCGCCUCAGCUUGCGGGCUUGGUCCUUGACAUGCUCUGUGCGCCCUUCAUGGAUGUGGCUGAUGAGUUAGGACUUCCUGCAUAUAUGUUCUUCACAACGAGUGCUGGAUAUUCUAGCCUCAUGUUCCACAUUCAAAUAGACGCCAAGGACGACCCGAAUGCUGAGUUGGUCUUGCCAACUUUCGCCAACUCAAUUCCUAGUAAAGUCUUGCCUGAGUUUAUGCUGGACAAGGAUGUUUUCUCAUACUAUCUCAAUCAAUUCAGAAGAAUGAAAGAAAAAGCUAAAGGUUUUGUUAUAAAUACCUUCAUGGAGUUGGAACCCCAUGCCAUCGGUUCUUUGGUUGGUGCUACAUUUCCAACCGUGUAUACUGUGGGACCCUUACUAAACUUGGCAGUGGAGCAAUCUGAUAGCAAUGUGGGGUCCAAAGACACUACAGAUGACUGUGAUGUUAUCAAGUGGCUUGAUGAUCAACCUCCAUCAUCGGUAGUGUUCCUAUGCUUCGGGCAUCUGGGAAGAUUCAGUGAGGAUCAAGCGAAAGAGAUUGCAAAUGCACUUGAAAACUCUGGGAUUCGGUUUGUUUGGUCUUUACGUCAAAGUAAAUCAGGCGGCUACACGGAUUCUAUGGAGGCCCUGAUUAAAGGGUUUCUUAAUCGGAAUGCUGGGAUGGGGAAGAUCGUAGAAUGGGCUCCACAGGUGGCCAUCCUGUCCCACCCAGCAGUAAGAGGGUUUGUAUCACACUGUGGCUGGAAUUCCAUACUUGAGAGUGUGUGGUUUGGUGUGCCUAUUGCCGCGUGGCCGCUCUAUGCAGAGCAACAGAUAAAUGCAUUUGAGAUUGUGAGAGACUUGGGAUUGGCAGAGGAGAUUAGGUUGGACUUCUUUAUGGAUUUUCAGAGCCAGGAUGCUCAAGCGGUUGUGAGCGCUCCACAGAUAGAAGCAGGGAUCAGAAGAGUGAUGGAGCAUGAUAGUGAUAUAAGGAAGAAUGUAAAGGAGAUCAGUGAAAAGAGUAGGAAGGCAUUAAUGAAUGGUGGAUCCUCAUACAAUUCUAUAGGUCACCUAAUUAAUGACGUAUUUGAUAAUAUGGCCUAAAAUCAUAUUUGUUUUUUUCCUUUUUUCAAAGUUGAUUCAAGUAUGCUUAUUCAGAUGAAUAAGCAAAAAAACUGUUGGCAUGUUUCAUCAGAUAAACUAAAGCAGGAUGAUAACAGAUUAUCCAAAGUUCUGUCAAAUGGAAGCAAACAAUAAAUAUGAAUGUGGAACUUUUCCAAGUAA
Molecule: messenger RNA, 2117 nt
Organism: Ziziphus jujuba (common jujube)
Lineage: Eukaryota; Viridiplantae; Streptophyta; Magnoliopsida; Rosales; Rhamnaceae
Product: anthocyanidin 3-O-glucosyltransferase 6
Exons: 1
Coding region: 501-1937 (478 amino acids)
Molecular function (GO): UDP-glycosyltransferase activity
Source: RefSeq, a predicted model, not a curated record